CACAUACAUGUAUAUUCUGAGAGUACUUUUGCGGUAUUGGGAAGUCACCACUGUCAUCUCACCUGUGCAACCGAAGAUCACACAGUCUUCAAAAUACUUACAUUAAAAUUCUGGUCUCUCGUUACCUUUAUCUGUUCAACUGGCAUUAGCUGAAACGGGCUCGAAUUCAACCAACAUGACGAUGAAGACUGUCCAAAUUAUCGAGCGGCUCCUUGCUCUCCUAUAUGCAUGUUUUGAGAAUCUGAUACACGGUGGCAUCAUCUUUGGCUGGCCCUCACUGGUCUUUGUCUUCAUCCAGCUUGGCUAUUUCAGUGAAUUAUGCAGUGACACCAGUGCAAAUGCGACAUCUUCUUUACAGCUCAACACUAUUACCGAUGCUCAAAAUCUCAGCAAGCCAGGCGGUGUUGAAUCUUGUCCAGAACAGGAGAGUCGUCUACAACUCAUCUUCUCUGUCACUGUGGCUGUGCAAGCUUUAUGCAUGUUUCCUGUUGGGUUCAUGUUCGAUUACUUUGGUACCCGAUUAUCCCGCGUGGUCAUGAGUAUCUUUAUGCUCAUUGGCUACGUAUUAAUGGCAUUCAGUUCUCCAACUUACCCUAUUCUGGUGUUUCCCGGAACCAUCUGUUUUACCAUUGGAGGAGUCAUCAUGCUCUUUUCUUCUAUGCAGAUUGGGAAUCUUUUCGGAGGGCAGAAGUCUACCAUUAUAACAUUAAUCAACUCUAUGUAUGGUGGAUCUGUCAUUCUGUUAUUCAUUGCCAAGAUAGUGCACGAUGCCGGGUUUUCGAUCAACCUUCUCUUCUUCAUCUUGGCCGGUUCCGUUGUCUUUCUCAACAUCAACACCUUCCUCGUCCUUCCUACCAAGUAUAUUCCCUGGCCUCUUCCAGAAGGGUACAGACUUAUCACCUGUUGCACCCCCAGGACCCCUACAGAGGCGACAGAAGAUUGCGCAUACGACAACCAAGGGUACGCAGAGGAUCCAUUUAGCGAGGUGGUGGGUGUCAAUGAGUACUCCAGGCGGACUAGCGUGGGUUCGACACGCAGGAAAAGUAGUACUUAUGAAGGUCGGAGAAUGAGCCUGUCAAUUGCAAUGGAUACAAAAAGUGAGACGGUCGACGGUGGCAUCUCCGAGGCUGAGGAAAGAAAGAAGAAGGAGUAUGAAAGCCUCGGGUCGUGCCUCCUGUCGAUGCCGUUUUGGCUAAUACUUCUCUGGCAGGCAUUUCUGGAGAUGGACGUUCUCUUUACCUUUGGAACCCUAAACUUCUUCUUGACAAGACUGUCCAACGGUGAUGAGGAUCUCGUGAGCUGGUACACAAACGUCUUCGCUAUCACACAGUUCUUCACCAUCAUCGUUGGUCCUCUUGGUGGUCUUCUCAUGGAUAGGAAUAGCAUCUCGAUGUCGUGUUCGAAAUCCAAGAAACCAAAGGAUAGAGGCCCGUACGCCGAGAUGCGAGAUAGCUGUCUUCCUCUGGCCAUAACCACUGUAGCUUCAAUUGGCUACUCCAUCUGUCUUCUGAUUCCAAACCUUCGACUCCAGUAUCUGACUUUCAUCUUCAUUCUCGUAAUGAAGUCUCUACUCUUCGGAGUCGGGUCGGCGGUUGUAGCGGUGGUAUUUCCUAUGAAGUAUUUCACAAGUGUAUACGGUGCCCUUCGAACCAUCAGUGGAUUAUUCACGUUUCUUCAGUACCCAAUCUUCAUCCUUCUCCGGAGAUAUCUCGAUGAUGACCCUUUCUGGGUUACCAUUGCAUUCAUAAUUGGUGAUGUAUUCACGUUCACCUUACCUGCUGCCCUCUACGUUCUCAGUAAACGGAAAACUUCAACGGACAACAACAACAAGUAGUGAGCUGUCAUCAACAUCAGUCACGAAGUUUGGAGUUAUGGGGGCACGUC
Messenger RNA from Strongylocentrotus purpuratus (purple sea urchin), 1884 nucleotides. Its product is annotated as solute carrier family 43 member 3. Gene Ontology annotation, biological process: transmembrane transport. The record is from RefSeq and is a predicted model, not a curated record. Lineage: Eukaryota; Metazoa; Echinodermata; Echinoidea; Camarodonta; Strongylocentrotidae. The coding region runs from base 176 to 1834 and encodes 552 amino acids. The transcript is spliced from 10 exons. Gene Ontology annotation, molecular function: transmembrane transporter activity.